Messenger RNA from Panicum virgatum (switchgrass), 1394 nucleotides. RefSeq lists its product as uncharacterized. The transcript is spliced from 6 exons. Bases 54 to 581 code for a protein of 175 amino acids. The record is from RefSeq and is a predicted model, not a curated record. Lineage: Eukaryota; Viridiplantae; Streptophyta; Magnoliopsida; Poales; Poaceae.
GACCCCGCCCGCUUUCAUCGGUCAUCGGUCAGCAGCACCAUUCCCUCUUCCCAAUGCCGUCCUCCCCGUGGCCUCCUACUGCCGGAGCUCCGCCGCCGCGACCGGCGCAGGACAUGGUCUCCACCGAGGCGCUGGAGCGUCGCCCCGUCGAGGGUUCUCGAUCUCCACCCGCGCAGGAGGAAGGGUCCGUCGCCGUAGCUGACUCGGCGCAGGAGGCCAGGGCUCGGCCUCUGUCUGUGGACUACUUCUCAGAGGUAAAGACCAAGGAGCAUGGAGAGAAAAUCAACAGAUAUCAGGGUAUGCUUGCAGCACGAUUGAAGGCCAAAUAUUUUUCUAACAAGACUUCCGAAAAAGGAUACAUGUUUGAAGAAAUCGUGAUACAGUCUGAGACCAUUCGGCUUAGCAGGUGGCCGUUUACAAGACAUGUUUGCAGGUGUACUGUAACCCAUCACAACCUGUAUCUAUGGAAGUACACUGCUAUCAACAUUAUUCCUCCAUGGGGAUGUUUCAACUUUUUACCUGCUAUAGGUGUCAUAUCCAUGAUCUUUGCAUAUUUUCCGAUUCCUUUUCUGCUGAAAUGAUGUAAUUUUGUAGGGCACUAGCAUCUUGUCGCUUAAUAUUCCGUUUGCAGUACCGACAUCCUACCACCUCUGAUGCCAAUUAUUGCAAUGCAUCUGCAACAUCAAUGGCAAGCUACAGCUUUCAAUCUCCAAGUGCUCCCAUGGACUGACUCAUGAAGUCAUGAUGAGUAGAAGACUAGCAGAUGAUGAACACACUCCAACAGCAGUCAUUCUUAUCUUCAUGCAACUGCACCUGCGCAGGUAAGCUGGCUCCUGGGAGGGACAGUUUGUUGAAGUGCUCUCCCCUCCUGUACUUUCCAGUUGUUUCUUCCUGCUAUAAGGAAAGCUCCAUGGCCACCACUGCGAGACAUCGCAUGGUGCAUUGGUGCUUCUUCCACCCGGCGCCUGGUGUCAGCCAGUGCCCCAGGCCUUUUGUUCACUGUUGCUCGGGCCCUGUGAUGUGAGCAUCUCGCGCUGGUGGCUGCCUUUCACCCCGGUGUUCACACGUACCCUUGGACAUGCCUGACCUGAUGCCGCACUUGCACUCGCAACGCAUCCUCAGGGUCUUGAUCUGUUUUGUUCUGCGUUUUUUCUUUCUCAGUGCUCGUGCACAGGACCCGUUCCUAUCUUCAGCCACACAGUUUUGCAGUUAUUUUAUAUAUUUCCUCUAUUCUGGUCAACUGGAAUUUAUGUGUGUUCAUGCUCUGUCAAAGAGUUCCUGGCCAUAGCCCAUAUCUACAUUUGACAGUGAAAUACCUGGAGUUCCUGUGCAUGUUUGCAACUGAAAAUUGUAUAUGAAUUCAUAUGCCUUGCAAGCGAAAUUUUUCGCAUCUA